Messenger RNA from Schistosoma haematobium, 1237 nucleotides. It is a transcript of the gene RASSF8, whose product is annotated as Ras association domain-containing protein 8. Bases 7 to 1080 code for a protein of 357 amino acids. The transcript has 5 exons. The record is from RefSeq and is a predicted model, not a curated record. NCBI's taxonomy places the organism in Eukaryota, Metazoa, Platyhelminthes, Trematoda, Strigeidida, Schistosomatidae. Gene Ontology annotation, biological process: signal transduction.
GUACUUAUGGACAUCAAGGUUAACAUCGAUGGAGUACUCAGAGAAGUGUGUGGGAUUAACGAAGGAACAACAUGUGAAGAAGUGAUUUUUAAGCUUGCACAGAUUGCUAGUUUGCCUGGAUUCUAUACUCUGGUUGCCAGCUGCAGAGAUAAAGAAAUUACACUAUCUCCAGAGGAGAAAAUUAUAAAUUUCAUUAAAGAAACUAAAGAAAAUCCAUCUAACAUAUGUUUUAUUCUUCGUCGAUUGGAGGCUGUAUCUCCUUUCUCUCCGAAAAUCCCCAAAGCAUAUCCUCCUAUUCCCAAUCAUCAGCCGACAAGUCGUCCUCAUCAACAGUCCUCUCGUAGUUCAUCACGACGUUCUAAUGUUCCAGUGACAUCUGAAAAUAAAGAAUUAUAUUCCUCUACUUCAUCAUCCUUACCGAUUCCAGCUCAGCAAUAUGCUAGCUCUGCAAAGCAAUCAAGAAUUUAUCGUUGUGAUCCUAGUCAUGAACUAAUUCAUUCUACCUUAGUAACCAGUGCUGCUGGUGAAGAAAAAUCAUAUCACGAUGUUGAUCAAUAUAAUCAACUUAAAGAUCAAUUGGCAUAUCAAGAACAACAAGUUGAACUCAAUCGGAUACGGUUGCUUCGAUUAGACAAGGAAAUCAAUCAUUUAGAACAGUCAGCCCGAUUUGGUGGUAAUAACAACAAUAGUAAUAGUAAUAAAGAUGGUUAUUCUACGUUGGAUUUAUUAAGUGGAUCGGCUGUUGGUCCUGUGGCAGAAUUGGCCCAACUAGCAGCUACACCAUGGUCACAAUUAUUAGAUACAAAUCGUGCCAGACAACGUGAAUUAUUAUCAGAAUGUGAACGGCAUAAAAUUGCUAUCGACCAAGUGGAUACUCAUUUAGCUAAAACAAAAAUGAAUUUAUCUCAACUAGAAAAUCAAAUCAGUCAAGAGUUAAAUCAAUUGCUCAAUGAAUUGGAAGGAUAUAAUCAGCAUAGAAGGUUACUACUGAAAUCAGCCGGAAGUAGUAGCUCACAACCUCGUCCUAGAACAACUAUUAAUAAUCCAUCAGAGGUGGCAAGCGAUGGUGUUGCUGUAUAAAAUAAAUGAAUUAUACUACCGUCAUAUUAUGUGCAAAUAUUUGAACAUAAACACAAUAAAUAUUAUCUCAUGUAAAUUAUCUAGUUUCAUGAAGGUACAAUCUUUUUUUAUUUUCAUGAUAAUCUUUUUUCUUAAUAUACAAUAUCCUAUGCAUAAA